AUGCUUUUGGUCCCAAUACUACAAACAAACAAGGACCUCUUUAAAACUAUAAUAGAUCAAUUGUUUUAUGGCUUUCGAAGAUCAAAUUCAUUUAAGGCUGGAGUAGGCCUGAUUGGUUUAUUGGUCAGUUAUAUUGUUUAUCCGUCAGUGAAGAAUAUACUAUUUAGCAAAAAUAUUAAUGGAUCUUUAGCAAGUAGGCCUGAUAAAUACACUACUGGCUUGGUUAAUAAAGGGAAUUAUUGUUAUGCAAAUUCAGUAAUACAAGCCCUUUCUUCGAUAGAUUAUUUUAGUGAUUAUAUCAAUAAAUUUGUUAUUGGUAUUGAUGAAAAUGAAAUAUCUUCAGCUGGUUUGGAGAAGACAGAUACCGAAGCAUUGUUGUUACACAGGGCUCUUGCAGACCUUCUUAGGAAGUUGCAAAUGGUAAUAUUUGAACCUACAAAUGCUGAUAUUAAACAUCUAGUAAGCGUUCUAGAAUGGAAGGUUAGUGGAAGGCUGUCUAGGGCUCAGAAUGAUGCACACGAGUUUUUGCAGGUACUGCUUGAACAACUCCAUGUGGAACUAUCAAACUCUCAUAAAACUAGCUCAUGCAAAUUCCCUUUUGCUGGUACAAUAAUUGAGAGUUACAAGUGCUUGCAGUGUCAACAUGAGACUGCACCAAAGAAAUCAACUUUUAACAUAUUCGAAGCACCUCUGCCCCAAAAGUAUGAAAUAGAUCUCAAUGAUGUAUUAAUGCGUAAUAGUAAUGAAAUUAUUGACGAUUAUAAGUGUAUGGUAUGUUUGAUCAGAUCAGUAAUAACACUAGAGAGAGCACAUGGUUUUAGUGGAACUGCAGAAUCAAUCAAAGGCAAACUUUUGGCUUUAGAAAAAAAGCUGCCCGAUAUUACGAUUAAUGAGGAAUUUGACAUUGAAUUACAAAAUUACUUAGAUACUUAUUGCAAAUAUGGCUUUAAAAAUAAUGUUGCUCGGAGGAGUAUCCUGAAACAGUGCAAAUUUGUUAAUGCACCAGAUAUUUUCGUUAUUCACUUAUCUAGAUCGACAUACAAUGGGAUGACAUUUACCAGAAAUGGAUGCAAAGUUCAUUUUGGUGAAACUUUGGAUGCAUUUGAAACAGUGGCAUGUUCCACAAGCUCGAAUGAAUUUACGAAAAGAGUAAGAUAUAGACUUAAAAGUAUUGUCAUACACACAGGAAGCCAUUACAGUGGCCACUAUCAGGUGUUGCGACGUAAGCCUAUUAUAAUGAAGAGCAAAGUGUCAGGGGACAUUGUUAAUACUGGCACCACAAUUGGUGAAAAGAAGCCAACUGUGAUGGAUAGUAAUUUCAGGCGUAUGAAGUCUACUACGAUAUAUCCUUUCUGGUUGAUCUCUGACACUAACGUAAAAGAGAAGCGCAUUUCUGAUAUUGUUAACGAACAGAAAUCAGUGUAUAUGUUGUUUUAUGAGAGAAUAUUGUAG
Molecule: messenger RNA, 1452 nt
Organism: Nakaseomyces glabratus
Lineage: Eukaryota; Fungi; Ascomycota; Saccharomycetes; Saccharomycetales; Saccharomycetaceae
Gene: UBP16
Product: putative ubiquitin-specific protease UBP16
Biological process (GO): protein deubiquitination
Cellular component (GO): cytosol; nucleus
Molecular function (GO): cysteine-type deubiquitinase activity
Source: RefSeq, a predicted model, not a curated record